Bradysia coprophila is the source of this 2888-nucleotide messenger RNA. Its product is annotated as tyrosine-protein kinase receptor torso-like. Lineage: Eukaryota; Metazoa; Arthropoda; Insecta; Diptera; Sciaridae. The record is from RefSeq and is a predicted model, not a curated record. Gene Ontology annotation, molecular function: ATP binding; transmembrane receptor protein tyrosine kinase activity; protein binding. Gene Ontology annotation, biological process: positive regulation of kinase activity; protein phosphorylation; multicellular organism development. Gene Ontology annotation, cellular component: plasma membrane; signaling receptor complex.
CCGCGUCAACUGAUGUGUUUACAUGUUUUUAGCAUUUUGUUUAAUUACUUUUUUUAUCCCACUAGUCGGACUUGUAUUUAAAAUUAAUUUUUAUUGAGCCAUAAAAGUGUGUACGUGUGUUCUGUUUUGUAUACUCUAGUCGGUGCUAAUAUUUGUUAAUCUCCAUGGAAAUUCCGUUCAAUUUUUGAAUGUCCAUCAUAACAUGCCAAAUGUUCUAGAUAAUAAAAAUGUGGUGAAAGAGAGAUUAGUAACGUGACAAUACAACAACAACGACACCACCAACAAUAAUGACAAAAUGCUAGGUUGGGUGUGAAUAUUUGUAAAGUUUUUGGACAUUAAUUACCAGACAUCGACCAACUCUACCUGCAUUCAUUUUCGGUCAGUCUUGCAUUUAUAGUGACACGGUGUGCAUCUCAUCGGAAACAAAACGUAAAGCGCUGCAUACGAACAUCGACAAAAUAAUGGAUUGGUGUACGGUGGUAGUCAUAAUCUCAUUCAUCGUAGCCGGGUCAAUCAAUUGUGAAAGUAUCGCGGACAAUGGAUCAGCAAAGCACCACGAACAAAAUCGUUUUGUGAAACUUAUCUGCCGGGAUGAUACGACCAUUGUUGUGGGAAUAGAAAAUGAAUUUGGCGAAGCGCAUAUGAUUGGAAAAAUAGGUGAAACGUACAUGGUGAUCAUAAAUAACAGAGACGAGUCUAAGUUACCACCGAAGACAGUGUAUUUGAUCAAGAAGCCAAUAGCCGUGGUUAAAAAUUUAAUUCCGCUCACGUCGUACAACAUUUCAGCCGAUCUGAUGAAAGGCGAUUUCCAGUACACCGCUAAGAAGCUUUUCAUGGAAUUCCAAACGUUGGACCAAAAUUAUGUUCCCGGUAAUGUGACGAAUAUUUACACAGACGAAUUUUUAUUGAGCGCCGACGGAAAUGGAGUCGACGUGACUGUAUCGUGGGAUCCAAAUGAGGAUAGAACGUGUGCAUACAGUCUCUUCUUCCAUACACGAGACUACAACCCGGAAAACGAAUUAUUUUCUGUUCGUGAAUUCAACCAGAAUCACCCAGAGGAAUUAUUUCGGCAUGAACUGAAGCAGCUGCAAUUCGGUACGGAGUAUGCCAUCGGCGUUCAAGCGUUGAAUGUAAAAAACGAAACUCUCAAGAGUACAAUUUGGUGGCAUGUUAUAACGACACCGAGUUGUUUAGAGUUGAACAAAAACAAUGGUACGUUAUGCUCCCCAUACCACCCGGAAAAUAUUACAGUUGAAGUCGAAUCGACAACAGACAACAAGCGCUACAAUUUCAAUGUUACUUGGCAUAUGCCAACAGUUUUUCCAAAUUACUACACGCUCGACAUUAUCGACUACGAGUCUGGAUUGAGACAAAUUUUCAACGUAUCAAAUGGAACGACUAAUUCAGUGCAAUUGAACAACAUUGAAGUGAACGGUCUGAAUUUUGAAAUUUUCGUAACAGCUCAUUCCACUGGCGGUGAAUCAACUGGAUUUUAUCGUGGAAAAAUUGAUCCGGCAAUAAUCUAUCAACAACCGAGCGCCGACUAUUCUACGAUUGCAAUUGUCACCGGAUCACUGCUUGCUGUAAUGAUAAUUGUGGCGAUACUGUUUGUGAAACUAAAAUUGUGGCGACAUGCCAAGCACAUACGAGCUCAAAUCAAAUUUGAAGCGAAAUCGCCAAGUGACUCAAUCAUUUAUGACAGUCAAUACCGCACCAAGGAGCAACUCGAUCAGAUAUGCGGUCUGCAGUCUGACUUCAAUUUCGAUGAUGAUCCAAUGGAACUAGAUCCGACUCUGGUUCAGACAUUGGAAAUAAUUGGUGAGGGUGCAUUCGGAUGCGUUCGUCGAGCGAUUCUUCUACCCGACAAACAUAUCGUCGCUGUGAAAAUGCUGAAAAGUUUUCCCAGUUAUGCGGAUGUGCGGAAUUUUUACCGUGAAAUUGAAGUGAUGAAAUCGGUCCCGACACAUCCGAAUAUCGUUGGUAUUGUGGGACACUGCACCAAAAACGUUUUUGGACUGAUGCUGUUGACAGAAUAUUGCAGCGAGGGUAAUUUGUUAAACUUUCUGCGAAACAUUUUCGACGAUCAACUGUGGGAACAGGAUCGCGUGCGAAAAGGUGAAUCAUUACAGAGCGACAGCUCGGACCCAAACAUGCACUUCACCAAUGAAUUGAGAAAAGAUUCUGCCUACACGUCCAAAUCAUCUUCCCGAAUAAGCAUCGCCGAAAAUCAUGGCUACGACUUCGACCUAUCAGCAUCCAGAAUGUGCAUCGUGGAGAACCACGGCUACGGCUUCGACAUUGGCAACAAUCAAGUGGAGAAAGCAAUCACCGAAAUCGAUUUAUUGUCGUUCGCAUAUCAAGUAGCUAACGGAAUGGAUUUCUUAUCAAAAAAAAAGGUUGUGCAUCGUGACCUGGCCUGCAGAAAUGUACUUGUUCUUGCAGAUCGAACCGCCAAAAUAUCGGAUUUCGGUUUGAGCCGAGACAUUUACCAGGAAAAUCUGUACAAAAAAUCUGGUGCCGGGUUGUUGCCCAUCAAAUGGUUGGCCCUGGAAUCAAUGACUCAUCAAGUAUAUUCGACGCAGAGCGAUGUAUGGUCGUUCGGUGUUUUGUUGUAUGAAAUAGUUACAAAAGGUGCAGUUCCAUAUCCGACUGUGGAUACCAAAGACAUUUUAAGUUUUUUAAAAGAUGGGAGACGAAUGGAGCGACCGAAUGGUUGUCGAGCUGACAUAUAUAAUUUAAUGUUGAAUUGCUGGAACACUGUACCGACUGAAAGGCCCACAUUUAAGAUUAUUAAGGACGAGUUGGCAAAAAUUAUGAGGGAAAUGAAUGCCAGUUCAUUGAUGUAAACGUUGAAAUAAAUAAAGAAACUUUGUCAGUUGAUGUCCGAA